GCAAAACGCACAAAGACACCAACACCUCCCGAGUGCGGAUCGAGGAGUAAACCGGUCGCGGUUCUCCCGCAACCAUGGAUAACCAUUCACUACGCUCAAAGGCCUCAUCGGCCACGCUAGUGUCCCUCUUAGAGCUCGACCCUACGCCUAUGGACUCCCCCAACGUCGACAAGGACCUCCCACCGCUACCAGGCCAGGAAGACGGAAAACUCUCGGACUCGACCACCUCCCUCAAGUCCCCUACGACCUCGACUAGCCUUGGGUUAAGUGGCAGUGGUCAUGGCCCAAUCUACUACCUAACCCGCAUCCAGCGCUACUCCUCCUACACCUUCACUCUCUUCGGCGCCCUCCACCUCGCAACAACCUCCAUCAUCCCGCUCGCCGCACAAUCCGUCCCAGCCUCCGAGUCCUACCUCCUCCUCGCGCGCGAGAUCUACCAAACCCCGCUCUCCGAACCCCUCCUCGUCGCCCUCCCGGUCCUCGCCCACGUCGGCUCGGGCGCCGCCAUCCGCCUGCUGCGGCGCUCCCACAACCGCCGGCGCUACUACGGCGAGCACCCCCCACCCGACACCCACACGGCCGCGGCCGCCACGGCGCCGGGGUACUGCUUCGGGUGGCCGGCGUUCAGCUACGUGGCGGCGUCGGGGUACGUGUUCGCGGGCGUGCUGGCGGCGCACAUGGUUGUCAACCGCGGCCUGCCGCUGGCCGUCGAGGGCGACAGCGCCAACAUCGGCCUCGCCUACGUCGCCCACGGCUUCGUCCGCCACCGCUACGUCUCGUGGCUCGCCUACGCCGUCCUGCUGCCCGCGGGCUGUGGCCACAUGGUCUGGGGCUGGGCCAAGUGGGUCGGUCUCGCGCAGACGGCGGGCUGGGUGCCCGAGCGCCCCACGGGGAAUGCGGUGGUGGACCGCGCGAGCAGGAAGAAGAGGAGGAGGCGUCUGUUGGUGAUUAAUGGGGUGGCCGCUGCUGCCACGGCGCUGUGGGCGGCGGGCGGGCUGGGUAUUGUUGCGAGGGGCGGCGAGACGAUGGGGUGGGUGGGGAAGCUGUAUGAUGGGCUAUAUGAGAAGGUGCCGGGGUUUUAG
This is a messenger RNA of Chaetomium fimeti, 1082 nucleotides long. RefSeq lists its product as uncharacterized. NCBI's taxonomy places the organism in Eukaryota, Fungi, Ascomycota, Sordariomycetes, Sordariales, Chaetomiaceae. The record is from RefSeq and is a predicted model, not a curated record. Gene Ontology annotation, cellular component: mitochondrial outer membrane. Gene Ontology annotation, biological process: lipid homeostasis; mitochondrion organization. The transcript has 2 exons. Bases 75 to 1082 code for a protein of 335 amino acids.